AUGUCGAGUCAACAAGCGCCUUCGCUCGACGCGAUAGCGCAGGCCGAGGCUGCUGAAGCAAGUGGCAAUGGCACCCCCGUGCCCGCCUCCCUGGAGGUCGAGGAGAACCAGGACUCACGAUCGACUUCCUCCGCGAGCUCCCCUCAGCCGGCCGAGUACGAGGAAUCGGAUUUCUACCACAACGGCAACGACUCCGAGUCUUCCCUCGGUGUCCCCAACCUGCAGGACAUGCAGGUCACCGAUGAAUACGAGUGCCUCACCCCCGUGCAGCGCCUGCCCAACGAGAUACUCAUCCAGAUAUUCGCAAAGCUGUCUGCUGCCACAGACCUGCGUCAUGUCAUGCUCACAUGCAAGCGCUGGUCCAGGAAUGCCGUCGACCUGCUAUGGCACCGCCCGGCUUGCACCUCGUGGCCCAAGCACGGUCUGAUCUGCAGCACUCUCAGCCUCCCCCAGCCGUACUACGCAUAUGCCGAUUUCAUCAAACGCCUCAACCUGGCUUCGCUCGCCGAUGGAGUUAAUGACGGCAGCGUCAUGGCCCUGGCUGUCUGCAACCGCGUCGAGAGGCUGACCCUCACCAACUGCAAGGGCCUGACCGACGGCGGCCUGAUCCCGCUCGUAACGAACAGCUCCCACCUCAUGGCCCUGGACAUCUCGGGCGACGAGGAGAUCACCGAGGAGUCCAUCAAGGUCAUUGCCGAGCACUGCAAGCGCCUGCAGGGUCUUAACAUCUCCAAUUGCACAAAAAUCUCCAACGAGUCCCUGGUCCUCCUCGCCCAGAACUGCAGGUAUCUCAAGCGGCUCAAACUGAACGACUGCAGCCAGAUGUCUGACGAGGCCGUCCUUGCCUUCGCCGAGCACUGCCCCAACAUCCUCGAGAUUGACCUGCACCAGUGCAAGCUGGUUGGCAACGCCCCUGUUACCAACCUCCUCGCAAAGGGAAAUUCCCUUCGAGAGCUCCGGCUGGCAAUGUGUGAGCUCGUGGACGACAGCGCCUUUCUCUCUCUUCCCCCGGGAAUGGUCUUUGACCACCUCCGAAUCCUCGACCUUACCUCCUGCGCCAGGGUCACCGACCAUGCUGUCGAGAAGAUCGUCACUGCCGCUCCUCGUCUUCGGAAUCUUGUCCUUGCAAAGUGCCGCAACAUUACCGACCAAGCUGUCUUCUCUAUCUCAAAGCUCGGCAAGAACCUGCAUUACGUCCACCUAGGUCACUGCGUGAACCUGACCGACGAAGCCGUCAAGCGUCUGGUCCACUUCUGCAACCGUAUACGGUACAUUGACCUGGGCUGCUGCCUGAAUCUGACGGAUGAAUCCGUCACCAGACUGGCUGUUCUUCCGAAGCUCAAGAGGAUUGGCCUCGUCAAAUGCAGUAACAUCACCGAUGUGUCGGUCUAUGCGCUUGCUAAGGCCAACCAAAGACUCCGCCAACGUAGGGACGCAGAUGGAAGGAACAUAGGAGAACCUUACUCGAGCGGCAGCAGUCUUGAACGAGUGCACCUUAGCUACUGCACGCAGCUCACGCUCAAGAGCAUUAUCAAGCUUCUCAACUCCUGCCCUAGGUUGACACAUCUCAGUCUCACGGGCGUACAGGCUUUCCUUAGGCAGGAUCUCGAACAGUUCUGUCGCGACGCGCCACCUGAGUUCACAGACCACCAGCGGAAUGUGUUUUGCGUCUUCUCUGGCCAAGGCGUGUCCAAUCUACGCCGCCACCUCAAUACCGACUCGGCAUUCGCUCACCUCCGCGACGGGACACCGACGGGAUUCCCACGCCAUGCUCAAGUCCCAGCCAACUACGCAUCUUAUGCACAUCCAGGGCAUGCCCACCCCGAUGCAGGCUUCGACGAGCAAGAAGGGGACGUGGUUGACGACGACGACGGACUCGAUGAUGGAACUGAGAUGGUCAUCGACGCAGCACCUCUGGUUGGGCCGAAUACCGGUGUUGCCGGUGCAAGUUUGGACGCCAGCAUAAUACCGCCCCCUCCCCCAGCACCAUCUCAGGUGCCGUCGAUGAUGUGGCCACCACACAAUCAACCUUGGGCACCAGGAGUGUCACAUGCGAACGGCACUCAACCGGCAGCAGGUCCAGGGGGUCAAGCCCCUGGCUUCCAAAGCCCAGAUGUGACUGAUGCUAUGGACAUGAGCCCUGCACGGCCGAGCGCCAGCACUGCUCCGCUUCGACUAGAUGGCCCCUCGGGUGCUGCACAUCUAAGAGACCAGACGGACGGCAGUGAUAACGGUGGCGGAUCAAGUCGGAGCAGCCCUGCUGCCCCAUAA
Diaporthe citri is the source of this 2271-nucleotide messenger RNA. RefSeq lists its product as uncharacterized. Gene Ontology annotation, molecular function: protein binding. The record is from RefSeq and is a predicted model, not a curated record. The transcript has 4 exons. The coding region runs from base 1 to 2271 and encodes 756 amino acids. Lineage: Eukaryota; Fungi; Ascomycota; Sordariomycetes; Diaporthales; Diaporthaceae.